Molecule: messenger RNA, 2709 nt
Organism: Bufo bufo (common toad)
Lineage: Eukaryota; Metazoa; Chordata; Amphibia; Anura; Bufonidae
Gene: GAREM2
Product: GRB2 associated regulator of MAPK1 subtype 2
Exons: 6
Coding region: 1-2709 (902 amino acids)
Source: RefSeq, a predicted model, not a curated record
AUGGAGAGAGCGGCCGGCCUCGCGGAGCUGAGCUGGAGCUCGGUGGCGUUACCGCUGGAUGUCAUCGUCAGCAAGUUCCGCCUGCCGACCCUGGUGAAGCUGGGGAAAGGGGAGUACGUGGACGGGGUCAGCGACCAAGACGUCAUCCUGAUCCAUUCCUGCCGACAAUGGACGACGGUGACGGCGCACAGCCUGGAGGAGGGGCACUACGUCAUCGGGCCCAAGAUAGAUAUUCCGCUGCAGUAUCCAGGAAAGUUUAAGCUUCUGGACCAGGACCGGGAUGUGCGGGAGCCGGUGCAGUACUUCAGCAGCGUCGAGGAGGUGGCGAGCGUCUUUCCUGACCGCAUCUUUGUGAUGGAAGCGAUCACAUUCAGCGUCAAGGUGGUCUCGGGGGAGUUCAGUGAGGACAGCGAGGCUUACAAUUUCACCCUACAUACAGGGGAUGAAUUAACCCUUAUGGGUCAGGCAGAGAUCCUGUGCGCCAAGACGGUCAAGGAGAAGUCUCGCUUUAACACUAUCCUGAGGAAGCUGGGCAAAACAGGCACCCUGGGCAAACAGGUGAAGGGUAAAAUGCCCUGUCUCAUCUGCAUGAACCACCGCACCAAUGAGAGCUUGAGCCUACCCUUCCAGUGCAAGGGCAGCUUUAGUACCCGCAGCCCCCUGGAGCUACAGAUGCAGGAGGGAGAACACACCAUCCGAAGUAUCAUCGAGAAGGUGCGGCUGCCGGUCAAUGUCGUGGUCCCGACUCGUCCUCCUCGCAACCCGUAUGACCUUCACAUUAUCCGUGAAGGUCACCGCUACAAGCUAGUCAGUAUCAUUUCCAAGACUGUGGUUCUGUGUUGUCUACUCCGUAAGCAGGAGGUGAACCCCUUCCAUUUCCUGCUGCUGACGGACAUGCCUCGAUUCUCCCUUCCUGAGGGUCUUCUCUGUGGAGAUCCUCAUUUUGACAAGCUGGUGAGAGACUGUGCCACUUAUUGCCAAGAGCAAAGGUUUAACCCGGACGAGUAUUCCAAGGCCGUCCGGGAGACCAAGACAGACUUUGCGGAGGAGUGCGCUAGUCCACGCAAAAUCCGUGUCUGCUUGCAAGGCUUCUCAGCUCGCUCCAUCAACUACACCCGAGAGGAGCUCAGUCAAGGUCUACAGCGUCUGUCCUUGUGUGUUUACAGUGGGACCAUUCCGGGGGACACAAGCCCUCAGGAUUGCCGUGAGCUUCCAAACCAAGUAUUGGGGUCUUCUUCAGAUAACUCAGACUUGGACAGAGAGUACAUGACCCCAGAUUGGGUGGAACACGAUUUUAGGACUCAGGAAUCACUAGAGAUCCCGUACGAGGAGCUUUGGACGAACCAGAAUUUUGAGGAUUAUUCAGAGCCAAGCAGCAAACCUGUCGGCUUAGAGAGUGGCAACAAGACUCAACAAGACCUCAUCUGCUUUGCCAUGUCUCCUUCUCCCUUAGAGGGGAAGUCCUGUUCACCUCCUCCUCCAGCCUUAACUGUUCAAGAAGCAAAAAUGGACAUACCGCCACCAGUGCCACCCAAAUCGGAGGCGGUGAGGGAGGAAUGUCGUCUCCUCAAUGCUCCUCCUGUUCCCCCCCGGGGUGGCAGGUUCUUCACUGCAUCUUCCAGCCCACCAGUCCCACCUCGUCUGCAGAAAUCCCAGCUCCCGCAAACGCACUCCCCGAGCCCAGGCCUGUCCUACUACUCUUCGGGGCUCCAUGACAUAUCAGGGAAUCGCAGUGCGAACGCCUCUCCCUCCCCAGACUCCUAUUCAUUAUAUUGCUAUCCUUGUACGUGGGGCGACUGCAAAUCUGGAGAUGCCUCAAAUCGUCAGAUGUCCAGCAGCAUGGCCUCCACGGCUCAGCCCACCCAGACGUCUUGGUCGGAUUCUUGGGCCUAUGCGGACACAGGGCCAAGUGUGGCCAGCGGUCGCUCGACUCCUCUUCUAAGCACAGACACCACUAUUAAGACUUAUUAUAGCUGUCCCCGGCUGAAGCCUCCUCAUACCCCAAAGCGCUUUGCCCCCUUUGGAGCCUUGAAUCCAUUUGCCAACCCGGCCUUUGCUUCCAGCCCCUCAUCUUCCGGGGAAUGGUUAGACCCUCUCGAGCGUCCAAAAUUUUCAUCUUCUUCCGUCUCUGAUGUCCUUGAUCCCUUUGAUGUUAGUAAUAGUCAGAGCACCUCUCCAGAUUCCUCCUCCAUUGGAUCUGAGCUACAUUUGAUGCCAGAAUCAGUCUUCAAAAGCAGUGGAGGAACAUGUCCGGCCCCUCCACCCAGGCCGGCCAAAGGGUUUGAGACUGAGAAUAUUGUAAUCAGGAGCACAACCCCAUUAUCACCCACCAUCGUGAGGGGGGCAGAAGGUGGCAUCACUAGGGUUUACCUCACUCAAGGAGUCAUUGAGGUGCCACCAAUGUCAUCCAGAAGUACCAUGGACACAUCUUCUCCUCACACACCAGGGGUGCUCAGGGGACUAGCGGGAGAUCCUACUACAUGGCACCCGCCUCCCGAUCUAUCAGCUCUGUCCGUAGAGGAGGUCUCCAGGUGCCUCAGGUUCAUCGGCCUUUCGGAAGACGUUGUGACCUUCUUUGUAAGGGAGCGUAUAGACGGGAGCAUCUUCGUACAACUGACUGAGGAGAUCCUUUCCGAUGACUUCAAGCUGACCAAGCUACAAGUGAAGAAGAUUAUGCAAUUCAUAAAAGGUUGGAGGCCAAAGAUCUAA